GAGGCGGGGCGCGCUGGUGUCCUCGCCGCGGUCAUGGACCAGGCCCGCGCUGCCGCCCGCCUGCGCGUCCUGCGGGGCCACCUCGGCCGCCGCUCGGCCGGGGCCGCCAUAGCUCACCCCACUUCAGGGACUGUUCCUCCUGCCAGUUUCCAUCCUCAACAAUUCCAGUACACUAAGGAGAAUAAUGUUCUGACCCUAGAACAGAGAAAAUUUUAUGAAGAAAAUGGGUUUCUCGUAAUUAAAAAUCUGGUAUCUGAUGCUGAUAUUGAAGGCUUUAGGAACGAGUUUGAAAGAAUCUGCAGAGAGGAGGUGAAACCAAUGGGAUUAAUGGUAAUGAGGGAUGUGACCAUUGCAAAAUCAGAGUAUGUUCCAAGUGAACAAACGAUUACAAAGGUCCAAGAUUUCCAAGAAGAUGAGGAACUCUUCAGAUACUGCACUCUCCCUGAGAUUCUAAAAUAUGUGGAAUGCUUCACUGGACCCAAUAUUAUGGCCAUGCAUACAAUGCUGAUAAACAAACCUCCAGAUUCUGGCAAGAAGACAUCCCGUCAUCCCUUGCACCAGGAUCUGCACUAUUUCCCCUUCAGGCCCAGCAAUAACAUUGUUUGCGCUUGGACGGCCAUGGAGCACAUCGACCAGAGCAAUGGCUGUCUGGUUGUGCUCCCAGGCACACACAAAGGUUCCCUGAAGCCUCACGAUUAUCCCCAAUGGGAGGGGGGAGUUAACAUAAUGUUCCAUGGAAUCCAGGACUAUGAUGAAAACAAUGCCCGGGUUCACCUCGUGAUGGAGAAGGGAGACACUGUGUUCUUUCAUCCUUUGCUCAUCCAUGGAUCUGGUCGGAAUAAAACUCAAGGAUUCCGGAAGGCAAUUUCCUGCCAUUUUGCUGAUGCCAAUUGCCACUACAUCGAUGUGAAGGGCACCAGUCAAGAAAACAUUGAGAAUGAAGUUGUACAGUUGACAAGUAAAUUCUUAGAGGUUAAAGACAUCAAGCUGAAGGAUCUUUGGAGAUUUCGAGCUCGACUCGUGAAAGGAGAAAGAAUCAACCUUUGAAAUAGCCCUUUGCUAAAACUCCUUUAGAGAAAGUCAAAAUGAAACCAGCUGUCUAAGGAAUUGUUUUCUUAAUGAGAUGAUGUUAUCUUUUCUGUCAUUGUUCACAAAAUCAGAAUUCGUGUAUCAGGUACUCAAUUGCAUGUGGGCGAUUCUGUAGUGCGGUGGUUUGCUUUAUGGAUGUCAAAACAGUAAAAGUGAUAUAUUACUGUGUUAGGGAAAACUAAAUUAGGGUUACAUCUAAUAAAGGUGGUUGAUGCAU
Ceratotherium simum simum (southern white rhinoceros) is the source of this 1306-nucleotide messenger RNA. RefSeq names its product phytanoyl-CoA dioxygenase, peroxisomal. The record is from RefSeq and is a predicted model, not a curated record. Gene Ontology annotation, molecular function: phytanoyl-CoA dioxygenase activity. NCBI's taxonomy places the organism in Eukaryota, Metazoa, Chordata, Mammalia, Perissodactyla, Rhinocerotidae. Gene Ontology annotation, biological process: fatty acid alpha-oxidation.